AGUCGGUCAACAGUUAACAGGGAAACGAGUUACUGCGAAACACCGGACUUGAGCCAACAGUUAGCAUGUCUGAGAAGGAGCUGGGGAAAAAGUGGGACCGGUGCCUGGCAGAUGGUGCCAUUAAACUCGGUACCGGGUUGGGAUUAGGAGUCGUCUUUUCAGUUCUGUUCUUCAAACGUCACACGUGGCCCAUCUCACUGGGCUCGGGGGCGGGGCUCGGCAUGGCGUACGCCAACUGUCAGAACGACCUGAGGGCCCAUUACCUGCAGCACAGGAGUCAAAAGCAGGAGCAGUAGCUGCAGGACACAAAGGGACUGUCUCUAUUUUUCAUUAAUUUGCACUGUUCUACAGUUUGGAUCCCUCCCUUGUAUGAGUCUGUUUAUUAUAUGUGUGAUCAGGACAGUCUGUGUUUAUUUAAUAAAAUGCUCAUAAGAACA
Molecule: messenger RNA, 437 nt
Organism: Salarias fasciatus (jewelled blenny)
Lineage: Eukaryota; Metazoa; Chordata; Actinopteri; Blenniiformes; Blenniidae
Gene: micos10
Product: mitochondrial contact site and cristae organizing system subunit 10
Exons: 4
Coding region: 66-296 (76 amino acids)
Cellular component (GO): MICOS complex; mitochondrion; mitochondrial inner membrane
Source: RefSeq, a predicted model, not a curated record